Phytomonas sp. EM1 is the source of this 1500-nucleotide messenger RNA. NCBI's taxonomy places the organism in Eukaryota, Euglenozoa, Kinetoplastea, Trypanosomatida, Trypanosomatidae. The record is from the annotation of a GenBank genome assembly.
AUGAAUCUUUCUUUUCCACGCCGUAGCGCGUGGUCUUCACAUGUAUCCGGAAAGAAAACGGUUACUGAACUAUACGACCAACUCGUUCGUAAAGGCAUAAUUUCUUUUGAUCCAGGUCAGCGCACCAUAACUGAGUCAUGUGAGCCUCUAAUAUCCCUUAUUAAUCGAUACAAAGAUGGUCCCUCGUUACCUCCCGCUCAACUUAGCUCAAGCGCACAUCAUCAUAGCCUUGUCGCCGCAAAGCAUCUUUGGUAUGUAAUAAAGCGUUUCGCAUCGAAGGCAACAUAUCUUCUAGUUCCAAAUGCACGUAAUCGCAGCCUUGAAGUUUCUCAUCCUGUGUGCUUGGGUGCACUGGAAAAGCGAGGCUUGUAUAUCUGGGGUUCUGUCGGCAUUGGGAAGACAAUGGUACUCGAUUUAUUCGAUAUGUGUGACCUGCCGUUGCCAAAACGCCGCUCUCAUUUGCAUUCUUUCAUUACGGAUAUAUCAAACCGCCUGGUGAAAGCCGAGUUAGACCUGCGCCAGCGCCGGCUAGCUGCACAGUCUCCUUCGGAUAAGGCGCGAUUAGCACACGUAUAUCCUAUGGAUCUGGUUGUCGACGAUGUCCUGCGUGAAUCACCUAUAUUGUGUUUUGACGAGUUUCAAACCUUUGACGUGGCACAUGCUGCUAUCCUUGCAUCCUUCUUUAGGAAUGCCUUCGCAAAGGGGAUUUUUUUCAUUACCACGAGCAAUCGGUCACCAGAAGACAUCUGCAAGGUAUCCUCUUCCUUUACACAGUUUCUACCAAUGCUGAGGGCGUACUGCCACAUAUUUCACGCAGAAAACAUCAAGGACUAUCGAUACAAACCCGUGAAGGAGCACCACCACGCAAAUGUAUUUCUGUAUCCCAACACCAAGGCAAAUGCCGAGCAGAUGCUCCAACGAUUGAAUCGUGGGCUAAAGACCUCCCACGGGGGCCCUCAGUGGAUGGAGGACUACACCUUGUGGCAUCACAGCCGUUGCAUGGUGAUCCCGUACUACGCGAACGGUGUUGCGGUUUUGGACUUCCAGGACGUCUGUGGGGGACGGCAGGGGCUGAGCCCGGUCGACUUUGAGAACUUAGCCCACCACGCCCAUACUGUGUUCAUCACGAACGUCCCGAGGAUCAGCACCGCGAAUCGCAACGCGGCCCACCAAUUCAUCGUCCUGGUCGACGAGUUGUACCAGCACAAUGUUAAGCUGCUUUUCACCUCAGAGGUGCCAUGGUAUCAGCUGCUGGAGCCCGAAGGCCACUUUACAGGGGCUAAUGCAUUAGGGCCCUCCAUUAACUACUACUCCGAGGGUGAGGAUGACCGAAGUGGGUAUACCGCAGUCUACAGCUUUCAAAACGAAGAAGAAUUCAUCAGCUUCACGCGGAUCAAAAGCCGAUUGCAUGAAAUGGGUUGCAAAUCUUAUCUUCUCCGACAACAUGAACGUUUUGUUGUUUCGGAUUUUGAUUUUAAUUCUCUUAUGGAAGACCUAUAG